AUGUUCAGCGCCCACCACAACUACCACUACCGACACAAGAUGCCGCCCGGCGGUGUCAAGCGUGUCAAGAUGUCGUCCCGCCCCUCACGCGAGCCAACACUGAAGGGGGAUGACCAGGUCCUCGACUCUACCAUGUUCCCGGACCUCAUGGACCUCAUCUGCACCUCUGUGACGGACUACGGCACCCUCAUGGCACUGCGUAGCGUAGACCGGCGGAGGCGCACCUUGGCUGAACCGCUACUGGGGCGGCAUCUCUACAUGUGUCAACCAACCUUCGAAGAUCCAGCAAGUGCGAAAGUGGAAAAGGACCUGCGAGAGAUGGUGCACAUCAGCGCGCAUGACGGCCGGAUCCCUGUCUUUGCUGAGUGGCAGGAAAUUGAACUGGGCUUUGGUGCAUACGACCGCGAGCCUGAGGCAGAUCAAGUGGACGUCACCAUUCUCAACAAGCCAUGGAUUCAACCAAAGGCUAUCAAACAUACGACCAAAUUGUCGCACCCGAUGCUGGACGAUGUGGUGUGGUAUACGCGCCUGAUUUGUUGCCUCCAUGCGACACGCGUCAUCGACCUGGUCGGCAUAGUCCUUGAAUGGCGCUUUGAUGAGGUGUUGAGCUACCUCAAGCACCCCAUCACCCUGCGCUUCGUCCCGGACCACAACGGCAAGGACCCAUGGGCCAUUCGCUCGAUGGGUGACAUGGACUUUGACGCGGACGCCGAAGUGAUCAAGGAAGCACGCUUGACAGAGCUGUACGCCAACUACGUGCAAUCAGUGGUCACGUUCCAGCACCUCAAUGGUCCCCGGAGGCUGCUCCAUGACGACAGGGAUGAGCCCCUCUGGCCCAUCAUGGACGGUGAGGGCAGCUCACCUCGCCGCAUGGCUGCCAUAUCAGCCCACCGGAUGGUGCACACUUACUUCUUCCAAUCCCGAGGCGACAUGGACGAGCCAGAGUCGGCCAACAUGACGAAAGAGUACAUUGCCGAGCGCGUGUUCAUGUUCAUCCGCCAAGGCCCCGUGCACCGCUUCCGACUGCGCGAGGUGACCAGUGCCAUUGCAGAAGCCGAUCCCCUACGCCAAGGCCUGCCCCACCUCGCGGGUCUCCUGUCCGGCCUCUUUGCCGAUAUUGCCGCAUACCUCCCCCUUGCCAAGGUCACGCUCGUGAACGUCUUCUCGCUCAACCCCGAAGUCUUCUUCAUGCACUCCGAGGCAAGCGAGGAGGAGGUUACCGCGGAAGUGUUGCGUGCGAUCAAGGAAGCCAUCCAGAUGAAGACCGAGGACGAGGACGAGGACUUCCUCCAAUCGCUGCCCGACGGGUCCACGAUGGAUGAGCGUGUGGAGAUGGUUAUGAAGAACCUCCAGGUCAUCUCGCUCGACGAGUAUCGCGCCAGUGUCCCGCCAGAGCAGUUUAAACUCGAGACCGAGGAGUGA
Apiotrichum porosum is the source of this 1422-nucleotide messenger RNA. RefSeq lists its product as uncharacterized. NCBI's taxonomy places the organism in Eukaryota, Fungi, Basidiomycota, Tremellomycetes, Trichosporonales, Trichosporonaceae. The transcript has a single exon. The record is from RefSeq and is a predicted model, not a curated record. The coding region runs from base 1 to 1422 and encodes 473 amino acids.